CCCCGCCCGCUUACAAAUUCGCCCAAAAUUUCCCCCGAUUUUUCCACCACCACAACACCAACCCAAACAAAUACGAUUUCGCCGAAGAAUUCGUGCGCGUAGAAAUGAAGCCGGCGGUAGCGGUGGAGGCGGACGAGCGGGAGGCUGAGAUGGCCCGCAAGAAGGCCGCGGCGGCGGCGGCGGCCAAGAAGGCGGCGGAGGUUGGCGAGAAGGAAGAGGUGGUGGACGGGGAGGAUGAGGACGUUGAGGAGGAAGAGGAAGCGGUCGAUGGGGAGGACGGUGACGAUGAUGAGGGGGAGGGUGAGGAGGAUGACGACGAGGUCGAGGGAGAGGAGAAAGAGGCGGCGGGGGUGGUGGAGAUCUCCGACGAGGAUGACGACGACGAGGAGGACGGCGAGGAGGCGGAGGGUGGUGACGACGAUGACGAUGACGAUGACGAUGACAACGACGACGACGAGGUUGAGAGCGAGGAGGAGCAGGAGGAGCUGGGAACUGAGUAUCUGGUGCAGCCCCUUGGUCGAGCUGAAGACGAAGAGCAUUCCAGCGACUUUGAGCCGGAUGAAAAUGGUGAUGGAGCUGAGGAUGAAGAGAUUGAUGAAGAUGAAGAUGAAGAUGCCGAAGGUGGUAAGGAUUCCGUGAAGGCACAGGCCUCAGUGAAGAGGAAGAGGCCAGGCGUUGAUGACGACAACGAUGACGACAAUGGCAGUGAUGACGACGAUGACAGACCCUCAAAGCGAUAGUUGUGCCGGCAGACUCUUGUGGAUCUUGUGAUCUUCUGCAGGGUGCUAAGAAGGGAAAUAAUCAUCUGGCAGAAGGUUGUUAGCAAAUGUUUGUAGCUUUAGGACAUCUGUGGUUAGGUGUAGCAACUGAAAUGAAACUUUGAAACAUGGGGCUUGUUUUAUGUUUGUGUAGCUUCUAAUUCAGAUCUGUGGAAACAAUUUGGAUGCUUUGUUCUCAAUCUUGUUAUGAUAAGGCUUUUCUUGGACUGGAA
This is a messenger RNA of Phragmites australis (common reed), 991 nucleotides long. RefSeq names its product acidic leucine-rich nuclear phosphoprotein 32-related protein-like. NCBI's taxonomy places the organism in Eukaryota, Viridiplantae, Streptophyta, Magnoliopsida, Poales, Poaceae. Bases 105 to 740 code for a protein of 211 amino acids. The record is from RefSeq and is a predicted model, not a curated record. The transcript has 2 exons.